Molecule: messenger RNA, 1080 nt
Organism: Volvox carteri f. nagariensis
Lineage: Eukaryota; Viridiplantae; Chlorophyta; Chlorophyceae; Chlamydomonadales; Volvocaceae
Exons: 9
Coding region: 1-1080 (359 amino acids)
Source: RefSeq, a predicted model, not a curated record
AUGUCAAAGCCAAGAAGAGUGAGGUUGGGUCAGCAGCUGCUCCCAGCCUUCGCGCCGUUGGUACUCUUGGGCCUGUCCUACGCUGUGAAUUUUGUAGGCUUAGACGUCGGCACGUACACCUACUCUGUCCAAGACACCAAGGGCUUUAUCGCGGUGCGGGCGGAUAGCCUGAACCCCGACCCCACCCGACUGGCAUUCAGAGAUUCGAGCAAAGCCUGGCUGGCGGGACUGGCCAAGCUGCCUAUCGGCACUAACACCCGCAAUGGGUCAGAUCUUCGCUCGGCCAACUGUCCAAACGGCAGCGUUGUGGCGGGUUUUGUGACGACGGAAGGCCGAGCGAACAGCGCCCCGAACCAGUACGGCAUUACCAAACUUGACGUGUACUGCAUUGCCUCCAACGGCAGUGCAGCGAUAACGAAAUUUCCGCCGCCGCCGCCGCCGUUACUCAGUCCAGCUAUGCCGCCACCCCCGCCGCCGCCGCCGCCGCCACCAUCACCGGCGCCGCCGCCGCCCAAGAAGCCUAAGCCGUCGCCGCGGCCGCGAUCAACGCCGCCGUCGCCGGUCUCCUCGCAGCCGCCGUUGCGCCUGCCGCCGCUAUUGUCCCGUUCACCGCCGUCGCGGAUGCUGUCGCCGCCGCCGCGGCACAAACCUAGCCCGUCGCCGGCGCUCACCGGGCCCCGUACGGCGUUCACCGCCGCCGCACCGGCGUUCACCGCCUCCGUCGACGUGGGUACAUGGAGUGACGGCUUGGUGUGGCGUGACGAUGAGGCGAAGAGCGCCUUUCCGUGGGCGUGGGUAGUUGGCGGUUGGCGUGCGAUUUGUGCGAACGGUCAAAAUCAAAUGAUUGAAAGAAGUGUUUUAGUGAUUAUUUUUCAGUCCCUUCUCUUACCAGCCACACCUCAUUUCGCGCGCAUUGUUGAAAAGCGGAGGUUCGGGGUUGAUGUGGGUGCGCGCGAGAACACCUUGAGCGGUGUUUUUGUUUUUCCGCGACACCAUGUAUUACGCGUCAACAUCAGUCAGUCUCACCACCAACCUCCUUUCACCGCAUUGUGGCCAACUCGCAUGCACCAAGAAUUCUGA